GUGAUGCAAGAAGUUUCUAGGAAAGCAAUAUCAGAGCUUGACAAAAUGGCUUGCGCAGCAGACAGCUGUAUCCAAUUCACGCGUCACGCCAGCGACGUACUGCUGAACCUCAACCGGCUACGGAGCCGGGACAUCCUCACAGACGUCACCAUCCUGGUCAACAGACAGCAGUUCCGCGCUCACAAGACUGUCCUCAUGGCCUGCAGUGGGCUGUUCUACACUAUAUUUACGGACUCCCUGAAGUGUAACCUGAAUGCCAUCAGUCUGGACCCCAAGGUGGACCCCGAGGGGUUUGCCGUCCUGCUGGAGUUCAUGUACACCUCUAGACUGACGCUGAAGGAGACUCUGAUCAUGGCUAUCAUGAACACAGCCAUCUACCUACAGAUGGAUCACGUUGUAGACACUUGCCACAGAUUCAUCAAAUCCAGCGACCCUGGCCAGGCCAACAAACUGCCCAGAGAUGAGUUCUUAGUCAGCCCCUUGCUUUUACCUCAGGGCAUCCAUGCAUACCGGCCCCACGAUGUGGUCGACAACCUGCCCGGCCGGGUCGGCCCCUACAGAGACGGGAGGCCCUACGGCUCCAGCAUGUUCAAUGGGGUCAAUUCCCCCAGCAACUACCACCUCUACGGUCAGUUCCCCGUCCAGGGCUUCCCUUUUCCUCUCUGCAAGCUGACAGACGCCAAAAACACGUUCGCUGACUUCUCUAAAGGCGGGAUCCACCACAAGCACUGUUCACCCCCGGACACGAGCAGCGCCAUGAGGGUUGAUUACAGCCGGGCGGUGAGCGGGGGCUCGGCCAACAUCCAUCAUGCAGCAGCAAGUUACUUCUCCUCCAGGGAGGAGGAGAUGAGGAAGGAGAGCCAUGAGGGAGGGGUCAGCCAGGCUGGUGGGGUGGGAGGCUCCAGGAAGAGAGGGUUCGCCGGGGCGGCCCACGAGCAGCAGAAGGUGGUUCUGGGUAAGGAGCACGGUCCUCAGAUGACAGAGGAAGACACGAGCCAGCAGCACUACCCUCUGGGGAUCUCCUCAGCCGGACGGAAGGGCCUGAUGAGUAGCCCACAGAGCCCGCUCAAAUCUGACUGCCAGCCUAACUCCCCCACCGAGUCCAGCAGCAGUAAGAAUGCAGGUCUCUCCCAGGCCGGCCGGGUUGGUGCCCAGCUACCACAGGGCAGCCAGGACCCCAAGGCACGCAACUGGAAGAAGUACAAGUUCAUCGUGCUCAAUCAGAGAGCCACCAAGGAGGAGGAUGUUGGGUUGCAGGAGCCGGUGGUAUACUCCCCCCAGCGUCUGGGUCUGCCCCCUUACCUCCACCCUUCAGACUCAGAGCACCUGGACCCGCAGGCCAACACCAAGCUCAGUGAGCACGGAGAGGACCUGCCGGUUCCACAGACCUCCCGACUCCACAACAUCAACAGAGCUCUGGAGGGAUCACAGAAGACCGCUGACAGCCGCUCCUCUCUCUACAUCAGCCACUUAAAGUGCACCUCCUGCGGUGCCCCGCCCCCGCAGCACUCUGAAGUGUGUCCCAACACCCCGGCUUCCUGUUUAGCGGAGGAGAUGAUGUCAGAGUUACACUCUGAGUACUCUGACUCCAGCUGUGAAAACGGUACGUUCUUUUGUAACGAAUGUGACUCCAAGUUUGCGGAAGACGAAGCCCUGAAGCGCCACAUGCUGCAGGCCCACAGUGAUAAGCCAUACAAGUGUGACCGCUGUCAGGCUGCUUUCCGCUAUAAAGGAAACCUCGCCAGCCACAAGACAGUCCACACCGGAGAGAAGCCGUAUCGCUGCAACAUCUGUGGCGCUCAGUUCAACCGACCAGCUAACCUCAAGACCCAUACUCGUAUCCACUCAGGGGAAAAGCCAUACAAAUGUGAGACGUGCGGAGCUCGAUUCGUGCAGGUUGCCCAUCUCCGUGCCCACGUGUUGAUCCACACCGGGGAGAAGCCGUACCCGUGCGAGAUCUGCGGAACGCGCUUCCGUCACCUGCAGACGCUGAAGAGUCACCUGCGCAUUCACACAGGAGAAAAGCCCUAUCAUUGCGAGAAAUGCAACUUGCACUUUCGCCACAAGAGUCAGCUUCGAUUGCACCUCAGACAGAAACACGGAGCGAUUACCAACACCAAGAUCCAGUACCGCUUGUCCACUACAGAGCUGCCAACAGACCCGACCAAGGCCUGUUAAACUGGAGCAGGCCCAACAGACGGGGUCAAUCUUGACCACGGCAUUCAAUGACCCACCAACGCGUACAAUCCUUCCAACAUUGUAGUGCCACACUGUGUUGACCAGAUGGCUCAGUAAUACGGCAGUGUAUAUGCCAUUCUUAAAAACGGGUUUCCUCUACCAUGUGAACGUAGUACCAUUUAUGGUAUCUUAGUCAUUGUUUCUAUAUAAAGACAUAUAGAUAUAAUUGGGCUGGGAGUGUUUUUAUAAGCUUUGAAGGGUAUAUUAAAAAGCUUUAUUUUGUUGAGAGAGAGAAAAAAGGAUGGAAUGUUACAUAAAUCCAGUUAAAGGAUACAGUAUUUUAUAUUAAAUAACUUUUCUGAAAGUAUUGACAUUUUUGAUUGGAAGGGUGGUAGUAUAUUUUUAAGGUAAAUGGUAUUUCUGGCUGUAAGAAAUAUUGCAUUUUUUUUCUAUACAUUUUUCUAAUUUAGACGUACAUGUUAGUCCAUGUAGAUUUGACCCUUUCAUGUCUCGACAACAACAAAAACAAUUCUGAACUCCAGAAUGACUGGUGAUCUAAGCGGACGGAAUGACGCAUAACGACACAGUUACUACUGUUACCAAUAGUUACCAAUCGAUGAAGUGGAAACUGCAUACAUGAGUAUUGUGACAUACUGUGUAAUACAUUUGAACUAUAUCCACUGGGUUGCCCUCUGCUGGCAGAGCCAAUCUAGAAUUAAAAUGUUAAAAAUAUGCAUUUCAAGGUACUGCUUUGGGUAUGGACCAAGAAGAUAUUUUUGCUUCAAAAUGUAUUUGUAUAGAUCUGAUGUGUGUGUGUGUUUUUUGUUUAAGUGAACGUUCCCAGUUGUCAUUGUACUAGAAGCUACAGUAAAAGGGUAUAUCAGAUGUUUGUACAUACACUGUGUACUGAAGGUGCCUUCUCUAUGGUGACUGAAUUCCUUUCCAUUCAGCCCAGUUCUGUUUAUUGAAAAGGUACAACUCAAGGACAGCACUAGUCCUAGUUUAUAUUUUGUGUGUUUAAAAAAAAAAAAAAAAAAUGCUUUUCACCUUAUGACAUAAAUUCAUCA
Salvelinus namaycush (lake trout) is the source of this 3245-nucleotide messenger RNA. RefSeq names its product BCL6A transcription repressor a (gene bcl6aa). The coding region runs from base 4 to 2178 and encodes 724 amino acids. Gene Ontology annotation, molecular function: RNA polymerase II cis-regulatory region sequence-specific DNA binding; protein binding; DNA-binding transcription factor activity, RNA polymerase II-specific. Gene Ontology annotation, biological process: regulation of transcription by RNA polymerase II. The record is from RefSeq and is a predicted model, not a curated record. NCBI's taxonomy places the organism in Eukaryota, Metazoa, Chordata, Actinopteri, Salmoniformes, Salmonidae. The transcript has 9 exons. Gene Ontology annotation, cellular component: nucleus.